AUGGGGCUAGAUCGUGACAAGACCGGUGUAGAUCUGAUUACUUCAUCGGAAACCACUUCCGAUGUUGUGCAGGAAUUAUCUCACCGCGUUGAGUCUUUGGAAGAAGCUCUCCAAACUGCACUAAAUGCACCUGUUAGAAGCGCCUCUAUCUCUCUGUCAGAUAGACCACUGGCUUUCCCUAGUCCACCCAGUCUCCGACUUGGAGGAGGAUCACCUGGUACAACAACCAUUGCCCGUCACCCAUCAGUGAUAAGUCCUUCUGACCUGCCAGUAAACAAUAUUGCUCUGAGCAAACCAUGUUACAAAUUAUCGCCAUGCCAACUUGGCACGAAUUGGUAUUUUAAAGGUAUCGGUAUCCUAUCUGAGCGAGGAAGACAAUGGAUCACAUAUGGAUCUGGUGAGAGAGUCUUUCUCGAAAACUUUAACAUUUUUGCGAAUCCAAUUGGUGUCAUCCCGCCUCUGGACUGCUGGCCAAUUUCUGAUCAGACGAGAAUAUUGCCGCCGAAAGAAGCUGUUCGACACAUUGUCGAUGCCUUCUUCAAGUCCAAGACAUCAGUCUUUUUCCCAAUCUUGGAAAGGAGUCUUUUCCAGGACACAAUCGACAGAGCGUACGAUGAGGUUGACCCUGGACGUCGUGCGCCAGCCGAAGCCUGUCUUUGGGCCAUCACCGCUCUUGUGAUGCGUACGACAGAUCUCCAGCAAUUCGGACUUGGGUUGGAAAUCCGAGAUUGCAUUUAUGAGGCGACUCGCUUAUUAACCCUCAACAAUGGCAACACCAACUUGGAUAGUUUGCAAGGCACUCUACUUCUGUGGGCUUGUCAAAAGAUGAGAGGAAGAUGUCGUGAAGCUUCUGUCACAUUCGCAAACGCAUGCCGUAUGGUGUGUGAUCUAGGUGGCCACUUUCCAAUCUCUCGACUGGCUAUUCUACCUCAACACAGUCCCACAUUCGACCAUCAGACAAAACUGCAUGUUCGAAGACUAUUCUGGAUAUGCUAUUGCUUCGAUAAAGAUGUGUCGCUUCGCACUGACAAACCGCCUCUUCUUUCAUCCGACUACUGUGAUGUAAACGACUCCGAAGAACCACCUUGGUUUAACCAAUCGAGGGACAUGAAUCUGGCCAAGAUUAAAGAGAACGCUGUUCGCAUACUUUGUUCGCCAAGGGCAUUCAAGUAUACCGAGGGUGAGCUCCUUGCACAUGUCAGAGAGCUUGACGAUGAACUUGAGGAGUGGCGAGUAUCUAUUGAUCUUCGCUAUCGACCUCGCCUAUCUAUCGUUUCAGAUUUAUCCUCCUCCCUGUCUUCAAACAUGAGCCUCGAAGAUCACACAUACCUGAUCAACCUGCAACUCGACUACCUCUUUACUAUAAUCAAUAUCCACACACUCGUCCGCAAGUGCGGUGACCUGGAAGAGAACCUUCCCGACGACCUUCACAGUGUUGUGCAUUCGAGUGCGGACCUCUCCAUCGAAGCAAGCCGCUCGAUCUUCCGCAUUCUCGACACAGUCGUUGACUUUUGGAAAGAAGAUUCUGUCUAUAUUGUGUCGCACUUUGCCCCUAUGGCUGCGAUGCCUCUGUUUAUGAAUAUUCUGAUUCAUCCGCUCGGUAGCACUGCGGAUAGCGAUUUGCAGAUCUUGUCAUCGAUAAGUAACAUAACAAGAAAAAUCCCCGCCGAGAGAUUGCCGAUGGAGGAGAUUGAGGGAAUCAGAGAGAUUAGUGAAUUUGUCAUGGAGCUUGUGAGGUUGAGUCAUAGUGCAGCGUGGAAAGUCAAACGGGGCGAGAGGGAGCAUGAUCUUGAUAUUAUUCAUAGUUGA
Fusarium poae is the source of this 1809-nucleotide messenger RNA. RefSeq lists its product as uncharacterized. Gene Ontology annotation, biological process: DNA-templated transcription. Gene Ontology annotation, molecular function: DNA binding; zinc ion binding. The transcript is spliced from 3 exons. The record is from RefSeq and is a predicted model, not a curated record. Bases 1 to 1809 code for a protein of 602 amino acids. Lineage: Eukaryota; Fungi; Ascomycota; Sordariomycetes; Hypocreales; Nectriaceae.